Molecule: messenger RNA, 1329 nt
Organism: Mesorhabditis spiculigera
Lineage: Eukaryota; Metazoa; Nematoda; Chromadorea; Rhabditida; Rhabditidae
Source: the annotation of a GenBank genome assembly
AUGGGGAUGAAAAAGGAUCUUCUGCUCGUGCUGACAAUCGAAUGCGUUGUAUUUGGGGUGGUGCUUGGCUUCGUUGUCCGCCCAUUUGAGCCCAGCGCUCGCACGAUCAGCAUCAUCGGGUUCCCGGGCGAGAUAUUCAUGCAAAUUGUGGAGAUGAUGAUCCUGCCCCUCAUCAUUUCGUCCGUCAUCUCGGCCCUCUCCCAGCUGCGGUGUUCGGACGCGAGACGGAUUGGAUGCGUGACGGUCGUCUACUAUAUGAUCACCACCUUCCUGUCCACGUUUACAGGAAUCAUUCUCGUCUCAUCGAUCCAUCCGGGCGAUCCGGAAUUGGUGAACCAGCUCGGCGAAGGAACCAUGGAUGAAUCACCCCUAUCCACACUCGAUGCAUUCCUCGAUCAGAUCCGCAACAUGUUCCCCGAGAACAUUGUCCAAGCCACUUUCCAACAAGUUCAGACCGAAUAUAUCUUGGAUCGCCCAAAGGUAUUCCGGAACAGUACAUUUGCCCACACUAAUGCCACCACCGGGAAGUACAAGCCCGUGUUGAAGCAUGUUAACGAGAUGAACGUCCUCGGGCUGAUCGUGUUCUGCACCGGGUUCGGCGUCAUUUUGUCGCUUUUGGGGGAACAGGCCCGUUUGAUGAUCGACUUCUUCAUUGUUCUCGACGCCAUCAUUAUGCGCUGGAUAUCGGCGUUGAUGUGGUGCUAUCCAGUCGGAAUUCUUUCGCUAGUAUGCCGAAAUAUAGCGGAUAUCGAUAAUCUAUCCGAGACAGCACAGGCGUUGGCCAUGUACGUAGUUACGGCACUCGCCACAGCCUUUGGCACGGCUUCUAGUGGCGCCACGUUGCCGGUGACGUUUCGCGCGCUCGAGGAGAAUCUCAAGAUUGACCGUCGGGUGACGCGGUUUGUGUUGCCGCUUGGGGCCACGAUUACUAUGGAUGGAACGGCACUGUACGAAGCUGUUGCCGUCAUCUUCCUCGCCCAGCUAAACAAGAUGAAGCUGACCACGCUGAACUUGUUGACGAUUAGUAUCACGACAACAAUGGCCUCAAUCGGGGCCGAUUUGGUCGAGGCAGAUACCGAUGUGUUAAUCCGGCAGAUCCGGGAUGAUAUCCGUGCUCUAAAUACCGUACCCACAAGUCCACUGCGUGCGAUGCUUCAGGCUACCGCCCCGCCAAUUGCCAUACCGUUGCACAAUUUUCAGGACAUUGAGGAACAAAAACCGGUGUGGUCCCGUAACAACAAUGCCUCGUCGAGUAGCCUGAGACCGGCUGUUGGCCCCUCAUAUGAUGAUGAAAGGGAAUCACUGGCCGCUUCACUGGAAUUCACCGUC